Molecule: messenger RNA, 2028 nt
Organism: Bombus huntii
Lineage: Eukaryota; Metazoa; Arthropoda; Insecta; Hymenoptera; Apidae
Product: unconventional myosin-XVIIIa-like
Exons: 1
Coding region: 71-2026 (651 amino acids)
Source: RefSeq, a predicted model, not a curated record
UCGAAUAGGACAGAAAACGACACCUUUUAGCGGAGCUAUUUGUGCGGGAGAAGAAAAAGAAUAGAAUAAAAUGGCGAACGUUGAAGACCUCGAGAAGCUGAGGACGAAAGAGCUGAGAGCGCGUCUCGCUAGCUUGGGGUUGAAGGUAACAGGAAGAAAAUCCGAAUUACGCGCGCGGCUACAGGCGGCCCUAGAAGGAGAUGAUGUAUCGUCGGAAGAAGAGAGCUCCGACGAAAGUAAAGGCGAGGACGACAAACAAGGCGCGCGAGAAUACAGGAGAGGCACGCGAGCGGUGUAUCAGGACCGCGAUAAGUAUCACCAGAAGGUAUGCGUCGGUUCGAUGUUGAGUCUUAAAGACGUAGAAGACUCAUUAGAGAAUUUCAGCGGGGAUGAUCUGCUGAGUGUAAAUCAGUGGGUGGAAGACUUCGAGGAAAUGGCAGAAGUGUGUGGUUGGUCAGACGCCCACAUGGUGACCUAUGCUAAGAAAUUACUCACAGGCUCCGCUCAGGCCUUCGUACGACAAGAGCGAUGCGCGAAGUCCUGGGCAAAGCUAAAGAGAGCGUUGAGGAAUGAAUUUGAAAAUGUAGUAAGUGCCCAGCAACAUGAGGAUGAUCUUGAGCAACUGGUUGGAUUUAAGAAGCAAUUGGAGAAGAAAUUAGCUGAUGCUUACGAAGAGGUCGAGGAACAACGUCAGGUUGUUGGACAAUGGAAACGACGCGUGCAAAGUCUGAAUGGCGAGAUGCACGACUUGAGACUACUGUUGGAAGAACAAACAGCUAGGAAUAAUCUUCUGGAAAAGAAACAGCGCAAAUUUGAUUCAGAAACUCAGAAUCUAAUGAACGAUCUGUGGCAAGAGAAAGCGCAACGUAAAAGAUUAGCUAGAGAAAAAGAAAUCGCGAUCGCGGAGAAGUUUACCAUAGAACAGAUCCUUAGUGACGCAAGAUUGGAAAUCGAAUUGAAGGAAGAAAGAUUGCGGACAUUGGGCCAAGAGCUUGAGGAGUUAACAUUUGGUAGCAAAACGGAGGAGGAAGUAGCACAGCUGAAGAACCAGUUAGAAGAUGCAGAAUGCGCUAGAGCAGUUGCAGUUAAAGCGAAACAGGCACUGGAGCAAGAACUGAAUGAGACGCAGGCUUCGUUGCAGGAAGUACUGCGGCAACGUUCCGAAGCAAAAGAUCGUGUUAAUGUAGCUAGUCGCGAACGAACUGAGCUACUGUCGCAAUUGGAAGAAAAUAAAGAAGAGUUGGCAGAAGUUUUGAAGAAGUAUCGGGCAGCUGUGCAGCAAGUGUCGGAGGAAUGGAGAAUAGUGGCAAGAUACGUGGUGAUUGGUAAAGUGGACCACGAGAUGGUGUCCUCGUCGGAUUCUUGCGGCCAGCAGGAGGACUUAGCGAACAUCACGAGGAGGAAGAAUCUGGCUAAACAGCAACAGGAUGUUGUUGAUGAUAUUUGCGAAUUUACUGAGAAGGAUAGCGUUGCGGGUGUGAGGAUUGUUUCAAGUUUUCGGUUAGACUCGAAGAGAAUCAAUGCAAGGCGAACGAAAAGACAAGGGAAGUUGCACGUGCGGAAUCCCUCCAAUAAUAUCGAUACGAAGAUUCGAUAUACAGAGGAUGUGGAUGACGAAGACGACGAUGGGAUUGUCGAGGACACGAUGAACGUGAAGACCUUCGAAAAAGAAGAGAUCAUAGUCUCGGUAGAUGGUAAGUUGUUAACGUCUUCCAUGUACGAACCGAGCCUACGAAAAAGUCACGAUGCUGCCACGACGAUCAAAGCCCCUGACAAGAGUGAAAUGGGUAAACAAACAACGGAGAGGAAGAUAGAGGAAGAGCGAAAGAGGAGCAGUAGCAUCGAGGACGAACAGGCCGCGGUGUUCCAAGAGGAACGAGAUCAGCUGCGUACAGACGCAAAGAGACGGAUCGAAGAGAUCCAAGCCCGAGACAAGUGGACGUAUAACAAGAGACGCAAGAAGGCGACAGCAUACAGGACGCAGGGCGGUCCCCGACUAAAGCUGCAUCCGAAGUUCCUUAACUAAAA